Molecule: messenger RNA, 697 nt
Organism: Chenopodium quinoa (quinoa)
Lineage: Eukaryota; Viridiplantae; Streptophyta; Magnoliopsida; Caryophyllales; Amaranthaceae
Exons: 4
Coding region: 3-506 (167 amino acids)
Source: RefSeq, a predicted model, not a curated record
UUAUGAAUGAAUUUGCAUCAAUGGUACAAGAAGUUGGUGCAUCUUUGGCAAGACUUUCUACCAAAUUGGUUAAGGCAAAAGAGCUCUUCCCUGGGAAUCAGUUGGUCAAGAAGGUAGAUGAAGUGUUGGGAAAGAUGGCAAGAGAACCAUCAAUUCUCAGCCAAGAUGAAGAAAUAUUUGGAUCAGAGGAUUUUUUGAAUGCCAUAGCACAAAUUGAGAAGGAACUGAUGGAGGCAAGUGAAGCAGAAAAAAAGAAAAUAGGAAAUGAGAAGGAAUAUGAUAUAAGGAAGACAUUCAGUUUGGGUUGCAACUUAACUCCCCCAACUCCAACAACUGAAGCACAGAUUAAUGUUGCAGCCACAACUUCAACAACAACUGAUGCAAAUGUUUCUUCUAAGCCAGAAGAGGAAAGAGUUGGAGGUUCAAAUUCUGAAGAACCACAAGAUGGAGGAAAUUCAAAAAAAGGUAAAAAGUUCACUUAUAUAGUAUUAAAUGAACAUUUGUGAUUGUAAAAUAUUCUUCUUUAAUGAUACUAAGUCUAUAUAUGUGUGAAUGAAAAUUAAUACAAAAAAGCAUUAAACAAAGGUGAAGGUUCAAAAUCUGAAGCAUUAGAAGAAAAUGUUGAAGGAAAUUCAAAGAGUGCAUCUGAUUCAAAAGUUGGUGAUCCCAAGACACCAACUGAAAAUAGGGAAGCUGC